This is a messenger RNA of Magnolia sinica, 2353 nucleotides long. Its product is annotated as probable methyltransferase PMT2. Gene Ontology annotation, cellular component: endosome; trans-Golgi network; cytoplasm. The transcript has 7 exons. Lineage: Eukaryota; Viridiplantae; Streptophyta; Magnoliopsida; Magnoliales; Magnoliaceae. The coding region runs from base 161 to 2011 and encodes 616 amino acids. Gene Ontology annotation, molecular function: methyltransferase activity. The record is from RefSeq and is a predicted model, not a curated record.
GCUCUCAGAGCAGCUACGGCCUUCGCUCCAUUUCUCUCGCUUCUUUCAACGGAAUGAAGUGAGAAGCUCUUCUCAUUGCAGCCUUCUCCAGAUCUGGAAUCCGUUUUUUCCUUCUCCGGUGAUUGUUAAGAUAUCCCUUCUUUCGCUCCAGAGGUAAAUCAUGGCUCCGAGAGUGAGUUCUGCAGAAAAUAGGACAAGGAGCUCUGUGUCUAUAUUCAUCAUAGUUGGUCUCUGCUGCUUCUUUUAUAUUUUAGGUGCAUGGCAGAGGAGUGGUUUUGGAAAGGGAGACAGCAUAGCGAUGGAGAUUACUAGGCAGACAAAUUGCAGUAUCCUGUCCAAUUUAAAUUUUGAGACCCAUCAUGAUGGCUCCGCGGAUGUCACUGACAUUCCAGAAUCAAAAGCUGAAGUAUUCCAGCCAUGUGAUUCUAACUAUAUCGACUAUACUCCCUGCCAAGAGCAAAUGCGGGCGAUGAAAUUCCCUCGAGAGAAUAUGAAUUAUAGAGAGAGGCAUUGCCCUCCAGAAGAAGAGAAAUUGCAUUGCCUUAUCCCAGCGCCCAAAGGAUAUGUGACCCCAUUUCCCUGGCCAAAGAGCCGUGAUUAUGUAUUCUAUGCAAAUGCUCCAUACAAGAGUUUGACAGUUGAGAAGGCUGUUCAAAAUUGGGUUCAAUUCGAGGGCAAUGUAUUUAGAUUUCCCGGUGGAGGGACACAGUUCCCUCAAGGGGCAGACGCGUACAUCGACAAACUUGCUUCCGUAAUCCCAAUUGAUAACGGAAUAGUCAGGACUGCGUUGGACACUGGUUGCGGGGUUGCAAGCUGGGGUGCAUACUUGUUGAAAAGGAAUGUACUGGCGAUGUCCUUUGCACCGAAGGACAAUCAUGUGGCACAGGUGCAGUUUGCUUUGGAAAGAGGUGUGCCUGCAGUUAUUGGCGUGCUUGGAACCAUACAGCUUCCAUAUCCAUCUAGAGCCUUUGAUAUGGCUCACUGUUCACGGUGCCUAAUCCCAUGGUCAUUAAAUGAUGGAAUGUACAUGAUGGAAGUAGAUCGGGUUCUAAGGCCUGGUGGAUACUGGAUUCUUUCGGGUCCUCCAAUCAAUUGGAAGAAUAAUUAUCAGGCAUGGGAGCGAACUAAGGAAGACCUCCAGGAGGAGCAAAGGAGGAUUGAAGAGUUUGCCGAACUUCUUUGCUGGGAAAAGAAGUACGAGGGUGAUGAAAUUGCCAUAUGGAGAAAGAGAACUAAUGCUUAUUCUUGUCCUGCUAGACAAGGUGAUUCUAGUGUUGCCAUAUGUGGAGCUGCAGAUGUGGAUGAUGUGUGGUAUAAGAAGAUGAAGAUAUGCAUUACUCCUAUGCCCAAGGUUGACAGGCCAGAAGAAUUUGCAGGAGGCGAGUUGAAGACUUUCCCAGAUCGGCUCAAUGCUGUCCCUCCAAGAAUAGCUUCUGGAUCUAUCCCUGGUGUUUCCAUCGAGUUUUAUCAGGAGGAUAACAGAUUGUGGAGAAAGCAUGUUAAUGCUUACAAGAAGAUCAACAAGUAUAUUGACACCGGAAGGUAUCGCAACAUGAUGGAUAUGAAUGCAGGUUUUGGAGGUUUUGCAGCAGCACUUGAAUCUCCCAAAUCAUGGGUUAUGAAUGUGGUGCCUAAUAUUUCUGAGAAAAAUACACUGGGAGUCAUCUACGAGAGAGGGUUGAUUGGCAUAUAUCAUGACUGGUGUGAAGGUUUCUCCACUUACCCAAGGACGUAUGAUCUUAUUCAUGCCAAUGGGCUUUUCAGCCUUUACCAGAGCAAGUGUAAGCUAGAGGACAUUCUUCUGGAGAUGGACCGAAUUUUGCGACCUGAAGGGGCUGUCAUACUCCGUGAUGGAGUCGAAGUCCUGAUCAAGGUGAACAGGAUCACUGGGGGGAUGAGAUGGAAGACUAAAAUGGUGGAUCAUGAGGAUGGCCCCAUGGUGCCUGAAAAGAUAUUGGUUGCUGUCAAGCAGUAUUGGGUCACCGACGGUAACAGCACGUCUAGCAAAUGAAAUGAGAAUGCAAUUUCAGAGACAUGACUCUAGCAGGCAACGCCACCGAUCUCUUGCGCAUUUUUCACCAGGGAAUUUUCGGCAGGUGGUUUGGACAGAUCUGAAGAGUUCUAAUUUAGUGUUAAAUCAAAGUGGUAUUUUUGUUGUUAUGGAUGCUUAGCCGUAGAUUAUGUUAUUAAUGAUUCUUUAUCCAUCUGUUUGCUGAUAUUCUUGCAAAACAAGGGUCGGGCUGUAGGGCUGUACCUCUCAGAUUUUGAUUUUUGAUUGGACGGUUUGUAAACUAAGGCUUUAAUUGGUUUUCAUCUAAUGAAUAAGUGGAUCUUGGAAUUUGAUUGGUCUUAA